Messenger RNA from Passer montanus (Eurasian tree sparrow), 4794 nucleotides. RefSeq names its product transient receptor potential cation channel subfamily M member 8 (gene TRPM8). NCBI's taxonomy places the organism in Eukaryota, Metazoa, Chordata, Aves, Passeriformes, Passeridae. Gene Ontology annotation, cellular component: membrane. Gene Ontology annotation, molecular function: ligand-gated calcium channel activity. The record is from RefSeq and is a predicted model, not a curated record. Gene Ontology annotation, biological process: calcium ion transmembrane transport. The transcript has 27 exons. The coding region runs from base 53 to 3514 and encodes 1153 amino acids.
UGGAUCACUGGAUGUGUUCUUUUUCAACACACACAUUUUAGGGAGCUGUCAGAUGCUGCCAUUUGGGGUGAAGCCCCUAAAUGAAAAUGCAGAUGCGUGUAUGCCAAGGCAUGACACAGAUAAAGGUGGGGCUUUGCCCGCUCGGGUAUUUCAGAGCCUUCCUCUUGGAGUUAUGACUGCAGAAGGAGUCCUGGGGCACGUUCUGGAGACUUUGGUUUCCAUGGGCAGCAUGAGGCACCGAAGAAAUGGCAAUUUUGAGAGUUCCAGGCUGCUCUAUUCCAGCAUGUCUCGCAGCAUCGACAUGGCCUGCAGUGAUGCUGAUUUGGCCAACUUCAUCCAAGAAAACUUCAAGAAGAGAGAAUGUGUCUUUUUUACAAAAGACACCAAGUCCAUGGGUAACUUAUGUAAAUGUGGAUACCCUGAAAAUCAGCACAUAGAGGGCACCCAGGUUAACACCACUGAAAAAUGGAACUACAAGAAGCACACCAAGGAGUUUCCUACUGAUGCCUUCGGGGACAUUCAGUUUGAAAACCUGGGAAAAAAAGGAAAGUACAUCCGCCUGUCGUGUGACACAGACUCUGAGACACUCUACGACCUCAUGACCCAGCACUGGCACCUGAAGACCCCAAACCUCGUCAUCUCCGUCACCGGCGGCGCCAAGAACUUCGCGCUCAAGCCCCGCAUGCGCAAGAUAUUCAGCAGGCUGAUCUACAUCGCCCAGUCCAAGGGAGCCUGGAUUUUCACCGGGGGGACGCACUACGGGCUGAUGAAGUACAUUGGGGAGGUGGUCAGAGACAACACCAUCAGCCGCAGCUCCGAGGAGAACGUGGUGGCCAUUGGCAUCGCAGCCUGGGGCAUGAUCUCCAACCGGGAAACCCUCAUCCGCACGGCCGACAGCGACGGGAGCUACUUGGCCCGCUACAUCAUGGAUGACCUGAAGAGAGACCCCCUGUACUGCCUGGAUAACAACCACACCCAUCUCCUGCUGGUUGACAACGGCACCCACGGGCACCCCACCAUCGAGGCCAAAGUGAGGACCCAGCUGGAGAAGUACAUUUCAGAGCGGGUCAUCCCAGAAUCUAAUUACGGUGGGAAGAUCCCAAUUGUGUGUUUUGCCCAAGGUGGUGGGAAGGAGACUUUGAAAUCCAUCAACGUGGCCAUCAAGAGCAAGAUUCCCUGUGUGGUGGUGGAGGGCUCCGGGCGCAUUGCUGAUGUCAUUGCCAGCCUGGUGGAGGCUGAGGGCACUCUUGCUUCCUCCUGUGUCAAGGAGAGCUUGCUCAGGUUCCUGCCUCGCACCAUUUCCAGGCUCUCAGAAGAGGAGACUGAGAGCUGGAUCAAGUGGAUCAAAGAAGUCCUUGAGAGCCCUCAUUUACUGACAGUGAUCAAAAUAGAAGAAGCUGGGGAUGAAAUUGUGAGCAAUGCCAUUUCCUUUGCCCUGUACAAAGCUUUCAGCACCAACGAGCACGACAGGGACAACUGGAACGGGCAGCUGAAGCUGCUGCUGGAGUGGAACCAGCUGGACCUGGCCAGCGAUGAGAUCUUCACCAACGACCGGAACUGGGAGUCUGCUGACCUGCAGGAUGUGAUGUUCACAGCCCUGGUGAAAGACAGGCCCAAAUUUGUCCGGCUCUUCCUGGAGAACGGCUUGAAUCUGCGCAAGUUCCUGACCACAGAGGUCCUGAGGGAGCUGUACACCAACAACUUCAGCAGCCUGGUGUUCAAGAACCUGCAGAUUGCCAAGAACUCCUACAAUGAUGCCCUCCUCACCUUUGUUUGGAAGAUGGUGGAGGAUUUCCGGAGAGGUUUCAAAAGAUAUUACAAAACCAGCAAGGAUGAGAUGGAGAUACAGCUCUCAGAGGAAUGUCCUAUCACAAGGCACCCAUUGCAAGCUCUGUUUAUUUGGUCGGUUCUUCAGAACAAGAAGGAGUUGUCCAAAGUAAUUUGGGAGCAAACCAGAGGCUGCACUUUGGCAGCCCUGGGGGCCAGUAAGCUCCUGAAAAGCAUGGCCAAGGUGAAGAAUGAUAUAAAUGCUGCUGGCGAGUCUGAGGAACUGGCUAAUGAGUAUGAGACAAGAGCAGUAGAGCUGUUCACUGAGUGCUACAGCAACGAUGAAGACCUGGCUGAGCAGCUGCUGACUUAUUCCUGUGAAGCCUGGGGAGGGAGCAACUGCCUGGAGCUAGCAGUGGAGGCCAGAGACCAGCAGUUUAUUGCCCAGCCAGGUGUGCAGAAUUUCCUUUCCAAGCAGUGGUAUGGAGAGAUUUCAAGAGACACUAAGAACUGGAAGAUUAUACUGUGCCUGUUCUUUUUCCCUUUAAUAGGCUGUGGUUUCAUCUCAUUCAGGAAAAAGCCUGUGGAGAAGAGCAAGAAACUCUUCUUAUAUUAUGUGUCUUUCUUCACCUCCCCCUUUGUGGUCUUCUCCUGGAACGUCAUCUUCUACAUUGCUUUCCUGCUGCUCUUUGCCUACGUGCUGCUUAUGGAUUUCCAGAAGGAACCCACGGCCCUGGAGAUCAUCCUCUACGUGCUGGUCUUCAUUCUGCUUUGUGAUGAAGUGAGACAAUGGUACAUGAACGGCAGCAAGUAUUUCUCAGACCUGUGGAAUGUUAUGGAUACCCUUGCAAUCUUCUACUUCAUAGCAGGGAUUGUGUUCAGGUGUCACUCUGAUGAAAGCUCUUGGUAUUCCGGGAGGGUAAUUUUCUGUUUGGACUACAUAGUUUUCACCCUGAGGCUCAUCCAUAUUUUCACAGUUAGCAGGAAUCUAGGACCCAAAAUUAUUAUGCUGCAGAGGAUGAUGAUAGAUGUCUUCUUCUUCCUCUUCCUCUUUGCUGUGUGGAUGGUGGCCUUUGGUGUGGCCAGGCAAGGCAUCCUGAGGAAGAACGAGCACCGCUGGGAGUGGAUCUUCCGCUCGGUCAUCUACGAGCCCUACCUGGCCAUGUUUGGCCAGUACCCUGAUGAUAUUGAUGGUACCACCUACAACUUCGACCACUGCACCUUUUCUGGGAACGAGUCCAAGCCCUUGUGCGUGGAGCUGGAUGCCAACAACCAGCCCCGCUUCCCGGAGUGGAUCACCAUUCCCCUGGUGUGCAUUUACAUGCUCUCCACCAACAUCCUGCUGGUCAACCUGCUCGUGGCCAUGUUCGGCUACACUGUUGGGUCAGUGCAGGAGAACAAUGACCAGGUGUGGAAGUUCCAGCGUUUUUUCCUGGUGCAGGAAUACUGCAGUCGCCUGACCAUCCCCUUCCCCUUUGUCAUCUUUGCCUACAUAUUCAUGGUGCUGAGGAAAUGCUUCAAGUGCUGCUGCAACAAGGAAAGCAAAGAGCCAUCCAUUUGCUGCUCAAGAAAUGAGGACAAUGAAAUCCUGGCAUGGGAAGCUGUCAUGAAGGAAAAUUACCUCGUCAAAAUCAACACAAAAGCAAAUGAUUCGUCAGAAGAGAUGGUGCAUCGAUUUAGACAACUGGAUGCAAAGCUCUCUGACUUGAAAAGCCUUCUGAAAGAGAUUUCCAGUAAAAUUAAAUGAGUGCAGCUGAAAUCCAAGAGCAGCUACUGGAGCAGGUAGCCGGAUCUUGCUUAUUCCUUGCAUGGGCUGUCUGUCAGACUUGCUGGGGGCUGGAAUGCUGGCGUGCCAGAAUGGAUUGGAUUUCAGUAGCAUCACCCCGAGGAAAGCCUUUGGUCCAGCCCUGCAUCCCUAUUUCAGACUGUACAGGAACAUUGUGGACUUGUUCCCACUCUACCUGAAACCUUCCAGCAGAAGUUCAGCUAUUACAGCCCUGCAUGGGAGAGACAUUAAUUCAUCCAAGAAGUGUUUGCAAAGGCUUUGUGGGCAAUCCUUGCUUGCUUUCAUUAGUGAAAAUUUGUAUCCUGGCAAUGAUGGAACUCAUUGGACUUUUCCAGAAUGCAUUUGCUGAUGUUUGCAUUUGGAAAUGGAGAAGAGAUUGUUGGAACCUUUAAAUAGAGCAAUGCUUGAUAUGGUGAGGUGGUGCUUUGUGCUUUCUGUCUAAAAUAGCAGCUGAAUUCUGUCACAUUUGUUCGGUAUAGCUGAGAGCACAGCCGAGUGAGGGCACUACAAAUAGCAUUUAUUUACAUGGCAAAACAUUGUAUCCAUCUUCCUUCCCAGUGUCUAGGAAUCAUGGAAUCGUAGACUCACUAGAGGAAAGGACCUGCAAGGAUCACGAAGUCCAACCCCUGGCCCUGCACAGACACCCCAACAAUCCCACCCUGUGCAUCCCUGAGAGCAUUGUUCAAAUGUUCCUUGGGCUCUGGCAGCCUGGGGCUGUGCCCUUUCCCUGGGGGAGCCUGGGCAGUGCCCAGCACCCUCUGGGGGAAGAACCUUUUCCUGAUAUCCCACCUGACCCUCCUCUGACACAGCUCCAGCCACUCCCUCAGGUGCUGUCCCUGUCACAGAGAGCAGUGAUUGGAGCUGUCCCUCGGGAGGAAGCUGCCAGCCACGCUGAGACCUCCUCUCUCUCUCUCCUUCUUCUCCUUCUCUCCAAGCUGAACAAGCCAGUUGACCUCAGCUGUUCCUCAUACCGCUUCCCCUCCUGUCCCCUCAUCAUCUUCAUUCCCCUCUUUGGAUGCUCCCUGCUGGCUUUAUAUCCUUAUGAGACAUUCAGAGAGGUUGCUGUUCUUUUCUCCCUGCAUCUCAUGACCCAGCUGUACUGUAUGCUGUGCAUGACACCAUCCUGGGGGAUCCAGCACUAACAGUAGCAGUGGUAUUUGUUUACAUGGGGAAAUAUUUCCUGCUGAAAAGGAGCCAGGCUUUCACUCAUUCACAUGGCAGUUAGCUUGCAUCAUACAUUC